UUUUCUUUUUUUUUUUUUUUUAAUCGAAAUUAUGUAAUUAUUGCAAUUUGUUCGUGAAAAUUUUAUCUUUAUAUGUGAAAAAUCUUUUUCAAUUAAAACUAUAGAAUAUAUAAAAUUAGAUUUUUAAGAUAAAUUAUUUUUAUAAUAAACAUUUAAAAUUUUAUUCUACAAUUUGAAAUUGGAAUUUGUAGAUAGAUAUAUUUUUUUAAGAUUAAUUUCUUCUUAAUUCUAAGUUAAUAUUUAUAUUUCAGUAUAACUGUAGUUAGCACAAUUACCACUUAAUAUUGCCAUAUAUUCUACAACAAUAAUUCAUUCAAUAUAAUUUUUCUUUAACUUUAUUAGAUAUUCAAGAUAUUCUUUAUCUUUCAUUUCUCAACAAAUAUUAUCCGUCUUUCUUCAUAAGGAGAACAAUCAUAAAAUAUAAAGCAAAAGUUAUAAAAUCUAAGUACUUUGUGUAAGUAUAUAGAAUGUAAUAUUUUACGAGGUAAAGAAUGGAAAUAUAGUAGGUAAUAGGAAUGUCCUCUAUUUUCAAUGCAGAAAACGUGCCACGUACUUAAAAGUCUCUCAAAGAACAUAAAAUAAAAUCAAACUGAAUACAUAAUGAAUAUAUAAUGAGCAUAGAAAUUUAAAAUAAACCUAACAUUAGUUCCAUAUUAAGAUUCGACAAAAUCAAAUAAAACUUGACCAAACUUUUCUCUUCUUCUAUGUUUAAAAUAAUUUUACAUAUAAUUAUAAUAAUUAACGUAAUAGAAUUCUUUAGCAAACAAAUAAAAUAAAAGUUUAAUAAAUUUUUCGCAAUUAAUCUUAAAGAAAAAUAAUUAUCAUAAAAUUAAUUUUAGUGAUAUGUUUCAUAUUAUAUUUAUUUCUACUAUACUAUUAAUUUAUUACAAAUUAAAAUACAUCGAAUGAUUGAUUUAUGUUUAAUGAAAUUAUGACAUGUAUAAUAUAAAUAUAUCUAUCUUCUAUCAUAAACGAAUCUAGUAAUUUUCGUUUCGAGACCAUAAUCUCGUUUUUUACAAUAGUUACAUCCAUUAAAUGUUCGAGAUCGUUUUCUUUGACAUUUAAUAGCCUUUCUCAUAUGGUUCACCGUUAAGCGUACGUAGUUAAAUCUUCACGAAAGAAACUGUUUCAAUGCCUUUUGUUCUCAUUACCUACUUUUCUUCCCGGAGCAGACCCAAAAAAACGACGGGCAAGGCUACGAAAAAGAAUAUUGAUCAAUCGUGUAACGGAAUGUUCCGUUUACUGUUUAAUGUUUCGUGCGCAUGCGUAUACGCGCGAAGUUUCAAAAAAGAUGAUGGGCCAAAAAAACGGGGAGAAAGAAAAAAGGAACAAACAAAAAAUUCGAACAAGAAAAAAAAAAGGAACACGAAAAGGAGGACGAAGUGAUAAAGAGCCAAGUGAAUAAAUAAGAGAGAAAAGUCAGUCUUGCCCUCUGCUCCCUUCUCCUCCUCUUUUCAGUAUAUAACAUCAUUUUGUCCAUUCACCGUUCCUGGUCGUGAGCCCAAUGUCAUCGAUUAUUCGUUUAACGGGAUCUACACGUUCACGGUGGUGGUCGUCCAAUCGCUAGUUAAGGGGGUUUUGGUCUUCGGUUGAAGAGUUCAGUUGAAGAGUACAUUGUUACGUGUGAACAUCGAAAGAUACAAAGAUCAAUCAAUUCCGAGAUUUGGUUUUUUCGUGAUUUUUUAGUGCUCGCUUUUUUCUCCUUUCGUAAAUUUACAUGUACAUGUGACGCAAGAAUCAUAUUUCUUCGUGAUAUCUCUUUGUAAACUUUGUGUCAUUAAAACCGCGCAAUCACCACGUGGUCUAAGCAGACGAUACUUGACAUCUGAGUAUAUAUUGUAUGAAAGUUUGCAUCGAAUAUAAUAUUCUACUCGUCAACAGUGUUUAAUUUCUUUUUUGUCUUUCGCAUUGAAUUAUUACAAAUAAAAAUUUUCAAUCAAUAAUAUCACAUUUUUAUACUUAAACACAGCACAAAGUAUUUAGAUCCUGAUAAUACUUUAUGAAUAUUUACAUUAAUAUUACAAAAAUUUGAUUGUCUAAUAGUGAUUCUAACGAUUAAAAAUUUAAAUUAAAAAAGAUCGUAAAAAGAAAAUUUAUUCAAAUCGAGAUCUGUCGAAAAGAGUGUAAAAAUAAAUUCAAAAAAGAUCGAAGAUAGAGUAAGAACAAAAGAUAAAAAAGCAUAACUGGAAAGUUUAAGGAACAGAUCUCGAUGUGUGCUGUGUAAUUACGUAAAGAGAGGAACUGACGCAUUUUGCAUAUUUAUUAUUCGUGAAGAAAGGAUUUGCUGUUGGCAAACGUAUUUCGCGAUAAUUCGUUCAAGUUCAAUCGUCAGCUUAAAAUUCAUAUUUCGUUAGCAAAUUAUUGAACGAGCGUUAUUAACGAUUAAUUUAAAAAAAAUAUAAUUCAUUUAUUUAAAAACGAAUUUUAUUUUAACCGGUUCAACACGGGGUCUUUACUAUCAAAUGAAUUAUUGGAACACCGAGAAAAGGAUGAGGUAGUAAAAUUAGUCAGUACAAAAAGUCAUGGAACGACUCCAUUAGUUAUAGCUUGUCGUAAUGGACAUUAUGACGUGGCUGAAUAUCUUAUUGAAAAAUGUGGGGCAAAUGUUAAUCAACCUGGUUUAGUGAUGUUUGAUGGCGAAAUGAUCGAAUGCGCAUCACCUCUGUGGUGUGCUGCAGCUGCUGGUCACUUGGCUUUAGUUAAAUUACUAGUGAAGCAUGGUGCACGAGUGAAUUCAAUCACUCAAACACAUUCCACACCCCUACGAGCAGCUUGCUUCGAUGGUCAUUUCGAUAUUGUUAGAUUUCUUGUGACUCACGGUGCAGACAUUGAGAUGUCAAAUCGUCACGGUCAUACAAGUUUAAUGAUUGCCUGUUACAAAGGUCACAUUAAAAUUGUCAAGUUCCUACUUGCUUUAAAAGCAAACGUGAACCGAAAAUCUAAGAAGGGUAAUACGGCACUUCACGAUUGCGCUGAAAGUGGAUCCUUAGAAGUCGUCAAGGUACUCAUCGAGCAUGGUGCCCGAAUGGGCGUGGACUCCUACGGGAUGUCACCACUCCUUACGGCAGCAGUAACAGGCCAUAAGCACAUUGUCGAAUAUUUUAUUAGUAUACCAAACUUAGUAAGUAGAAAGGAACGUAUAGAUGCAUUGGAAUUAUUAGGUGCCACAUACGUAGAUAAAAAGAGAGAUAUGAUGGGGGCACUUGAAUGUUGGAAACAAGCGAUGGACGAGAGAUAUCGAGGUGAUCCAGUAAUACCGAAACCACCACCAUCACCCGUUGUAGCUGCUUACGACUUCGCACGAGAAAUUACUGAUCCUGAUGCUUUAAAUGGAUUAUUAAACGACCCAGAUGAAAUGCGAAUGCAAGCACUUGUAAUUAGAGAACGAAUAUUAGGACCAGCUCAUCCCGAUACUAGUUAUUAUAUUCGCUACAGAGGAGCAGUAUAUGCAGAUGGUGGAAUGUUCAAUCGUUGUAUAGAACUUUGGAAUUAUGCUUUGGACAUGCAGCAGAGUAUGCUGGAACCACUCGAUCCAAUGACUCAAAGUUCACUCUUUAGUUUUACCGAACUUUUUAGUUUUAUGAUAGGUAGACAAAUAAAUACAGGGCGAAGAGUGCCGCCCGUUCAAAGAGAAGAACUUCUUAGAGUGUUUAAGAAAGCUGUGUUGGAAGUGAAAUUGGGAAAACAAAUGAUGGAUAAAGGACCAACUCGUGGACGUGAUAUUGUGUAUUUGGAUAAAGUUCUUUUAACUACUUUACAUCUAGCAAGUUUAUUAACUCAUGAAAUGCCAGAAAAAGAUACUGCAGAAUAUACUGCAUUACAUCAAGCACUCUAUGAAUUAGUUCGAAUAAAUGCCAAAGAUAGAAACGGUGGAAAUGUACUACAUUUAGUGUUUCGUGAAAGGCAUAUUGUACUUGGGGCUGGUCCAAAAUCUCCAACUUAUAGGUUCCCUUCACCAAAUUUAAUAAAAGCUCUUAUAAGAGUUGGAGCUGAUGUAACAGCAACAGACAUGACCGACAAUACAGUAUUACAUCUUGCUGCCUAUCAUUAUCCAUCACUUGAUCUUUUUACUAUUCUUCUUGAUGCUGGUGCUCAUAUCGAUGCUGUUAAUAAAUCUGGUGAUACAUUUGAAAAGUUAACAUGGCGUAAACGCCCUUAUGACGCAGUAUAUCUCGUUAAAUACACUACACUUGCCUGUUUAGCAGCCAGAGUAGUUAGAAAAACAUAUGAUAUUUCAUUUGUUCCAAAAAAUCUUCAAGAUUUCGUUCUAAUGCACUAGUGUUAUUAUAUAACAGGCUGUCAUUUAAGAUGCCACGAGAGAUAUUUAUUUGUUAUCUAAAUGAUAAGAAAAAUCGACGAUAAAAGUUUUAUAUCUUUCGAAAGUGCAAAAUUAGUGUUAGAACAUUUUCGAAUACGAGAGAGUAUCAAAUUUAUCUUUAAAAGAAAAUUGUUAUAUACACGAUAAAUCGAUACAUAUAAUGUAUGCUGUCAGUACCAUUUUGUUAAAUCUGAAUUUUAAAUAUUUCAAUUUGAAAUUAUUUUGAUGGCUCAAAUAUUGUUCUUAAUGCUAAGAAGAAAUUAUAAUUUAAAUAGUAUAUUGAAAUUUAAAUUAAUUCAAAAAUGUUUUUGAAUUAUUAAUCAUUGGAUAUUAAUUAAACAAAACAUUUGAUAUUAACUGGUGGUUUAUUAUGAUUUAAAAAUAUCAAUUGCUAUGAUUUUAUUACUUGGCUGACAGCUUUUCCCUUAUACAUAAACCCCAUUACAAGCCAUAAUAUACAUGUUGCAUUGAUAACAUUUAAUUAUAACUUGAAUAUAUUAAAUUGAAAAAUUGUAUAAUCAUAGAAAUUAUUUUUAUUCUCACUGUUAUAUGAAAAUAUUCAUAUAUGAAAAAAUAAAAACAGGAAUAAGAUUCUGUAAUACACUUUUUGAUAUAGCAUAGAUUAACUUAUACUACUACUUCCUACAAAAAAAAUUAUAUACUUUUAUAUUAGAAAGAUAAGGAAAAGCGAAGUUAUAAAUUAAAAUUUUUCAGUUAUAAAAUUUUUAUUUUACAUACAAAUGUAAGUGUUUUUAUUUUACUAGACAUUAUUAAAAUGUAUUUGAAAUUUAUUACUUAAAACAAUUUGCUAAUAGAAACAUUUAAAAUUGCAUUCAUAUUAUAUUAAUUUUAUAAUCUUUAAGGUUACCUUUAUUUAAAAUGUGAUAAAUAUACAUAUACAUAAUAAAUAUUAUAUAGAUUAUAUAUAAGAAUUAAAUAUGCGAGGUGUGUUUUAGUAAGGUGCUUUUUUUGAAAAUAAACAAAUACACUUGACACUAAAUAGCACGAUUGUAACAAUUUCCUCACAAUAAUGCAUCUAGAAUUUAUAAUUUUAUUAAAAUCUUGAUGUAAUUUUUGUACUUUUGGAACACCUUUCUGUUUUAGUAAUUACAUUCACGCACUUUUUAUUCUUACACAGACACUGCAAUUCUCUACAAAAAAAGUAUCUUACAUUCAAAGUCACCCAAUUUAACUGUUUUAUAAUAUGAAGACUGUGGAAAUACAGGUGUGAUUAAUAAUA
Molecule: messenger RNA, 5558 nt
Organism: Apis cerana (Asiatic honeybee)
Lineage: Eukaryota; Metazoa; Arthropoda; Insecta; Hymenoptera; Apidae
Product: protein fem-1 homolog CG6966
Molecular function (GO): protein binding
Source: RefSeq, a predicted model, not a curated record